UAAUACAGUAUAACAAAAAUGCAUAAUUUAUUAUAAGGCUUUACAUGAAGCAGAAGGCCUAGUUUACAUAUCGUACUGUAUGUAGCUGGAUCACAUCGAUGCGCAGCAUUACAGGCUAAAAAUUGUUCCAGUUAUUCUCUCUCAGAUCUAAAUGAUGGGCAAUGAAUGUGGGCAGGUCCCUCUCCGCUCUCCACUCAACACCCGGAUGUGUGCGGCACUUCGAGCGCAUAGUAGAAUAACUGGAUCCAGAUAAUAGACUAUUUGAUGGGAAUCAGAUCGCGGAUUACGACAAAAAAAUGAAAUCAACUGAAUUGGUGACGUUUUGGAAUCACUGAUAGAAUGGAGGACGAUCUGGUGUCAGAGGAUGAUAUCUUGCUCCGGUCGGAGAAGGAAUUCCACGAUGCAGCGAAGAGGAACGACACGGACAAAAUGCGGGAGCUGAUGAAGAAAGGGGUGGACAUCAAGGCCAAAAACAAAACAGACCGUACAGCGCUGCACUGGGCGGCGGGGGCUGGGAACGAGCAGGCUCUACGUCUGUUACUAGACCAUAAUAAUGAGAUGGAUGAGGAGGACAGUUUUGGUAUGAAUGCUCUGCUGCUGGCAGCCUGGUUCGGUCGCCUGAAGAUCCUACAGAUCCUCGUGGCCGCUGGAGCAAAGCUCAACUGUGAAAACAAAAAUGGGCUGAGCCUGCUGCACUGUGCCGCCCAGCGGGGUCAUAGCAGAGUGCUGGAGUUCAUCAUGGAGGACCUAGUAGAGGACGUACUGCUGGACAGGGUGGACAAGUCUGGGAAGACAGCGUUUCACCUGGCUGCAGAACAUGGACAACUAGAGGUGGUGGAGUUCCUCAUCGGUAUGGGCUGCACUCAUGGCCUCAAGGAUAAGGAUGAAAACAUGGCCAUGCAUCUAGCAGCCAAGCACGGACACAAAGAGGUCCUGCAGAAGAUAGUGGAGACAGGAGUGGACAUUGACGAGAGAAACAUAGACGGACUGACAGCUCUGCACCUGUCCUCUGAUGGAGGUCACUAUGAAUGUGUCAAGCUACUGCUGGAAGCCUGCUGUAACGUCAAUGCGCUGACAAACAAUAAUAUGAAUGCCCUCCACUACGUGGCCCAGCAUGGCUUUGAGAGAGAGGCCAGUCUGCUGCUGGAGGCAGGCAUCAACACAGACACUGUGGAUGGCCAACACACAUCCCCUCUUCACAUCGCGUGCUCAACAAUCACACCGAGGUAGUAACGGCUGCUAAUAGACGCUGAAUGUGACCUGGACAUAUCUGACAAUAGGCUCCAGACAGCCCUGCACAUCACAGCAGAGCAUGGCAGACAGGAUGUCGCUGAAAUGAUCCUCCUAGCUGGGGUUAACCUCAAACUACUGGAUAAGCAGGGGAAGACUUCUCUGGAGGUGGCAGCCAGAGGAAACCAUGUAAUCUUAGUGGACAUGAUUAUCAAAGCAGACCGGUUUUACAAGUGGGAAAAGGACCACCAGGUUGAGACCCAGCACCUGCGCUCUGUCAUUUGGAGGCUGGCCACCAAGUACCUGUCCCGCGGGGAGUGGAAGACCCUCGCCCAGCACUGGGGCUUCACGGAUGCACACAUCCGCGCCAUAGAGCAGCAAUGGACAGGUACAAAGAGCUUCAAGGAGCAUGGGCACCGUAUGUUGCUGAUCUGGCUGCAUGGAGUAGUCAUCGCAGGGGAGAACCCAAUCAAAGGCCUGUAUGAGGGACUGGCGGGGAUCUCCAGGACCGACCUAGCUGAAAGCAUCAGACAGAAGGCAAAUGCAGACACAAGCUCUCCCAAGAAAUGCACCGCCAUGUGAACAAGUCCAUCCUGAAACACACUGCAGGAAUAAAUGGCAUUCCAGGGUUCAAAACUAAAAAUAGUGGCUGCAACAAAGUUAAUACACUGAACAAACAUGUAAAGGCAACAUGUAAAGGGUUGGUCCCAUGUUUCAUGAGCUGAA
This is a messenger RNA of Coregonus clupeaformis (lake whitefish), 1956 nucleotides long. RefSeq names its product ankyrin repeat and death domain-containing protein 1A. The transcript is spliced from 15 exons. The record is from RefSeq and is a predicted model, not a curated record. Lineage: Eukaryota; Metazoa; Chordata; Actinopteri; Salmoniformes; Salmonidae. Gene Ontology annotation, molecular function: protein binding. Gene Ontology annotation, biological process: signal transduction.